Culex pipiens pallens (northern house mosquito) is the source of this 2941-nucleotide messenger RNA. RefSeq lists its product as uncharacterized. The record is from RefSeq and is a predicted model, not a curated record. The transcript is spliced from 3 exons. Bases 1529 to 1906 code for a protein of 125 amino acids. Lineage: Eukaryota; Metazoa; Arthropoda; Insecta; Diptera; Culicidae.
CAAGUAAUAAACGCUUCUGGAAACCCUUGACAUUCAUUGCCAUGCUUUACGAGCUAAAUUGCUUAGCGGAGGUCUUUUCACGGGAAACGACUGGUCGAAUUGAAGGAUAAUGUAUAUCUAGCGAAUCUUCUCAUUAAACAAUUACAAACAAAGAACAAUGAAACCCAGCUGUAAUGUGUAUCAAAUACUCGACAAACGAGAAAAACGAUCUCGACAUUUCAACUACAUCAUCUAACUGCACGCAAAACCGAGGGGGAUGACACUCCCGCGAUGAGCUCGCGAUUCAACUGCGAUGACCUUCGAUGAACGCGAUCUGCCACGAUUGCCAAGAAUGAGCGCGAUCUGGCGCGAUUUCACCGCGAUGUGAGCGCGAUGUAGAAAAAUCGCGCGAUGUGAGCUGUACACUGCUCGAAUGAGUUUGACAGCAACCAAAUGACAGGUCUUGCUGAAAUUCAAUUCGAGCAGUGAAAGAGCAAAACAAAACAAAAUAAACACGUGGGAAAAGUGGAUGUUGGAGGAUAAAUUUUCCACCGGAUUUCCAAAACCAGGAAGAAGGACACCCGAAAGCCCGCCAUGAAAGAGAUGGACGGCGGCCUCGAGAAUUUUCGCCGAAGAAGACCAAGCCGGAAUGACCCCUGUGAAAGGCGAGGAAGUCACCGCCGUCGAUUCGCCAGCCCAAGCGACAUCCCAUGUCGACGCUCCAGAUGAGUCCUUGAGCUGGAAAUCGUCGUGGAACCCGCACUCUUUGAGCCCAAUUCCAACCCGAUCCCCUGCCUUCCUUGCCACAUUCCUCCCAGAUUAUGGUUUUCGUAGAAUCGGUGCCAGAGAACGUCAUCCAGACUACGAACAACCCAAUCAGUUAGCUGGACGCACAAUCGCUCGAGCUGGCCGGUUGAUUCGGUGGUUUUGCAUACACGCCGGCGGCCACGACCGCAACCAGUAAGGCCACGAGCAGUGCCGCGUGCUGCCAGAGAGAAGGUUUCCGAUAAAAGUAGCAGUGGUAUCUCGUUAAGUAACAGCCCGGCAAGAAGCAGCUCGAGCUUGAGUGGCGGAAGACCCACGACAACGACCAGUAGCAACAACCGAAGUGAUCCGCUGUACCACUUGCAGCAGCUGUAACUGUGGCCACGGCUGUUGGAAAUAGCAGCAGCAUCAGUUCCGAGCACGAUAAGCUGCUCAACUAGCUAUGCAACCAAAUAGCCCAGGUCCCCCCGGAUAUACCACCAUUCAGCUGCGGACGGACCGUCGUCCAAUGACGCCGAACUUCACGAGGUCACGACAUCCGGUCGGACCUACUGCCCAUGCCCACGCGGGUUUGUCUAGGUGCACGUGUCCAAUAUCAUUCAGCAUACGGCUAUAGCGCACGACAUGAAGGACGACAUGGAAAGACGACACGAGGACGAACGAAACCAUGUCGGAGUGCAUCGUAGAAAUCAACCCUAUCUGAACCAGUCGCUCGAGACGGUCAACCCGGAGGAUGGUUUGGUGGUGGCGGUGGACGGCUCGCGGGUAACCAUCUACAACUACGAUGGGUCGAGUGCAUCAACGCGCUCAACGGUUGCCCCGAUAUACCGAUUGCCGAUUGGAAAUGGCAAACAACCUCAGCUGUCAGGACCUUGACGCGUACGCGAACCUAAUCGGCAUGAACGAGUUCUGCAAGACGCGAUGGGCAGGCAACCAGAACCAGCUGGUGACGUCAGGGACGUCGUCGCCAAUCGGAGACGACCUGGCCGACGUCGAGCAGUGUGAUUUUCGGCAGAAAGCGGCCGCGGCUGGCCAUCCGAUGACAUUCGACCCGAACCAUAAGAUCUCGGACAAGCUUCGGCUGCGGAGUUGCUCGAGAGGAUGGUUCGGCGGAGGUGGCGAACGGCUCGCGGGAAACCAUGUGCAACUACGAGACAUUUGAGUGAAUCGCCAAGGUAAUCCACGCGAGCUUGUACACGUGAUCGUCCAAGAGUUGCUGCUGCCGAGCAUGUGGAAUCGGAUACACUUUUUAUACCACUAGAAACGCCGUUUGACCAGCUUAGAAAGACCCCAGCUCGGAGCAGUAACCGCGCAUUCAGUAGAAACUUGAAGAAGCAGUUGAGUGUGCAAUUGUAGUAGUGUUCAGGUUCAGGCUUCGCUUAAAAUUUACCAAAUCUGAAAUAUAAUGUGUUUGAUCAAAUAAGCGUUUUAUAGAUUUAACAAUUGAGCGGGACCAAACCCAAAACUACUUCCAGCAGUACGCCGAAGCAAACCGCGGAACGUUCGGCGUUGACCAACUUGACGAUCUGGACAACAAAUUCCUGAUGCUCACGCAGCGCGUCAACACCGUCUUCGCGGAGGCCGCCUUCCAAAGCAUCUCCUGCGACCUUCUCCACUACCUCAAAGACAUCCCCGAAAGGUGCCACGAAACCUGGGUCAAAUCACCAACUCGAGCGCCCUCCAGCUCGCUCGAAUAUUCAAUGGAACCACCAUCUACUGCAUCGUAGUGGACGGAACGUUCGGGGUCUUCUUUCGCCGCGAUUUCGGCUUCACCUCAACCGCCUCUGUCGCCUUCAUCGGUAUCCUAUUGUUCCAAAUCAUUAAAUAUUUGACCAACAUCACCAAAAACAUCAGCCAGCAGAAACGCUGAAAAAACUUCAUCAACCGAAUCUACUUCGCCUUCACGACGUGCGUGCUCUGCUCGAACAUCUCCAUCGUGCUAGAACAAAAGAUCCUCUCGUACGUACUGGUUAGCCCUUCCUGUUGGCCAUCUACAACGUCAAAAAAGCAACCACGAUUUUUGCCUUGCGCUGGUCCGCCCUUUCCAAAACUACUCGCACUAGCGUUGCUCGGAAUAGCGCUGGUUCGCAUCUGCAGUGGGCACUUCCGGUGUCACGAGGAGCAGGGCAACUGCACCGACUGCCUGGUGAACGUCCCGGAAGGCGACCGGAUUGGGUGCCGGGGUGCCGGUCAAAGC